Molecule: messenger RNA, 1434 nt
Organism: Pyrus x bretschneideri (Chinese white pear)
Lineage: Eukaryota; Viridiplantae; Streptophyta; Magnoliopsida; Rosales; Rosaceae
Exons: 1
Coding region: 1-1434 (477 amino acids)
Source: RefSeq, a predicted model, not a curated record
AUGGGCAGAAUAGAGGAUCUAUUUUUGAGGUUUGAAGAAAAGAUGCUAAAACCAAUGAGCAGCAUUGAGGCAAGGCUUGAAAGGGUAGAGCAGCAACUUGAAGUAUUGGUAAACAAAUCACAUAAUUCUGGAUUGCCAACAUGCUCAAGAUUCUAUGCUUCUUCUUUCUCAUGCAAUGAGUCUGAGUCUAACUCUUUCUAUAAUAAUGGAAAUGAUUAUCCCCGUAGUGAGGCAUUUGAAUCAGGUAAGAAGGACAUUCAAUCAGAUGCACCCCUGACUAUACCUAAUGACAUGUCUGCUUCAGUAUAUUCUACUCAUUUGCUUCCAAGUCUGGUAGUAACUGCUCCUGAAUUUUCAAAUGGUGAUGACGACGACGAGGAGGACGAAGAAGAUCAUACAUCAGAUGUAGUGAUAGGUUCAGCAGAAAAAACAAGGCCUGCUUUGACAAUUGAUGAUGCUUUAGCAUCUGCACUAGCUGGAUUCAUGUCUUUGACUUCAACCCAACCAGAGAAACAUGCUCAAACUCUUUCGGUUAAAGCUCCUGAUUUUUUAAAUGAAGAAGAUGGUAGCAUUGAGAGAAAAGAAUCGACAAGAGUGGAACAUGAAGCAGACACAGAUUCUUCCAUGUGCCUUGGUGAAGCUGGUGCGACAGAGAACAUAAAAGGUUCACUUGCUGAUUUGACGAAAAAUUCUUCAGAGGGUGAGGGGAAUGUGAUAAAAUCACCUAAUGAUGAGGAAACUGAUAAAACACUCACAGUCGAUGGACUGGACCAGCAUUAUGAGGGUGGACAAGGAGGAAAACUUGAUGAUGACAAGAGAAUUGACAAUGCAGUAGAUCCAGCCAAUGGUGGCAUGUCUACAACUGAUUUUUGUCAGAUAACAGAAGAUAUUGAAAAUGGAGACAUCAGCACUGAGAUACGCAACAUUCUGGACCCUGAUAACGCUGAUGUUCGAAACCAGUUACCCCAACAUCAGACUGAUGAUGGAUAUGAUAACACGCAGGAAGAUGCUAAUACAGAUUCUGAUUUAACUCCUCCAAAGGAAGUGACAGAAGAGAAAUCCGACAAAGAUGCUUUGAAGAAUAUCCUCAAUUUUUCACAUGCUGCUUCUGUGGUGGAUUUUGAUAUUCCAGUUCUGGAUGUGAAAUUCACUUCUCAGGAUAGCUGUGACAAUGGCUAUUUUUCUCUCGAAGCCCUUUUAACCGAGUUGCCAGAAUCAGUGACUGAAUCUCCUUCUGUAAAGGAAAGUGACGAGGUGCUCCCAGUUGGCCCUGACGAACAUGACUUAAUUUUGGUGGACGGGGAGCCAGUUGGUCCCGCCCCUGACGGUAAUUUUUCUGUGGAUAUGGAUUUCUAUAGUAUCGGAGAACCUUUGAGCUUGUGGGGUGACCAUACAUGCAAUAGCCAUGAGACAUUUGCAGCAAGUCUCAUUUGA